UGUAUCUUCUACCAGUUUCUUGAGCUGUCCUCUGAUUGUCCUCCUCUAGAGCACAUGGAAGAGCUGCAGUCAGACGGCUCACCGGAGUCUCCUCUGCGCUUCGUCUUCAAUCUCAGCAGCGUCCCAGAGGAAGAACUAAUUUCUACUGCAGAGCUUCGUAUCUACAGGCAACAGAUAGAUGAUGCAAUCUCAGAUCCCCAACCCACGGGAGACGACGGUCUCCACCGGAUAAACAUAUACGAGGUGCUGAAGCCCCCGCGGGCCGGGCAGCUCAUCACGCAGCUGCUGGACACUCGACUGGUGUGCCACAACACGACCCGAUGGGAGAGCUUCGACGUGAGUCUGGCCGUGCUGCGCUGGACCCACGACAAGAGCUCCAAUCACGGCCUGGCCGUGGAGGUGGUGCCCCUGAACCCAACCUCGCGUCACCAGGGACUCCACGUACGCGUAAGUCGCUCCUUGCAUCCGCUUCCGGAAGAAGACUGGAACCAGCUUCGCCCGCUGCUGGUCACGUUCGGGCACGACGGCAAAAGUCACCCGCUGACGCGGCGAGCGAAGCGCAGCCCGAAGCAAAGAGGUCGCAAGCGCAACCGUAACUGUCGGCGACACGCACUUUACGUGGACUUCAGCGACGUGGGCUGGAACGACUGGAUCGUGGC
Molecule: messenger RNA, 659 nt
Organism: Sinocyclocheilus grahami
Lineage: Eukaryota; Metazoa; Chordata; Actinopteri; Cypriniformes; Cyprinidae
Product: bone morphogenetic protein 4-like
Exons: 1
Cellular component (GO): extracellular region
Molecular function (GO): growth factor activity; cytokine activity
Source: RefSeq, a predicted model, not a curated record